GAUAGCUUUUGGGAUGUAUGCUCCGGCAUGUAUAUCCGAACACAACGAUCAACUGAGCGAUACCAUAACAUCAACGAAUAAUCGCGGAUUGAAGGUGGGUGUUGUUCCGGAAACGGGAGCAUUGCUGAUUGUCGUGAUCUGAAUAUUCGCCGGAAUUGAAUUUUGGAUAGGCGUACACAACAGGCUAUUUAGUGCGGUGUGUGAUUGUUAUUUAAGCUGAUAGAUGCGCGGUUCGGAUGAACAGAUAAUGCAGAAGCCUGUUCUGCCGUUAUCUCUUUUGAACGACCUGAGAUGCGUGCAUUGUGAGAAAUUUGUUAGCUGCGGACCUGUCUAUGUGGUAACUCCAAGUAAAACUAUACUGUGUGGAAGAUGCCGCAUGUUUGCAAAGCCUGUAUACCGCAAUGUGUCUUACGAAGCGUUGGCUUCGAUGUUCCAGUACAACUGCAACAACUGGGAAGUGCACUGUCCGAAAAUUUUGUUUUGGAACGAGAGCAGAAACCACGAGGAUGAAUGCACAUAUGGCACCUUCUGCAGUCGGUUCUGGAGACAUCCCUGUACGUGUUGCAGAAGCCGGAGAGAUAUCCCACUAGGCGAUAUCAGGCUAGUGCCUAUCUUCGAACCACUACUGGACUAUAUAAGGUGCGUCAGCUGCAAUUACUUCCUGUCUUGCGAACCGGUGUAUAUUCUACCGAAUGGCAAAAAUGUCUGCCAUCGCUGCAUCCACGCCAAUGGAUUCCCACCCAAUGGUAUUCAUAACGUCUUCUACGAAACUCUGGCAAACAUUGUGAUCUUUCCCUGUAUAUUCCGAGGCCGUGGAUGUCCUACCAUGCUCAAGUUCGGUAAGGAUCUUUGGGAGCAUGAAACCCAAUGCUCCUACAAUACGUCAUUCGCCAAGGCGCAAAAGUCGCAGCAACAGGAAAGGAACAAGGAGCGUGGUGUGAUACAAACACACUCUGGACAUCAUUUUGGUACGCUGUCGCCCAAUAAUGUACCAAUGGCUCCUCCAAGAAAGGAUAGCGACUUUGACUUGCAGAAGCAACUGGUCAAAUCCAUAAAGAAGCAACAGGAAAGGCGGCAUCUCAGGGCAGAAGAAAUAGAAUCGCAAUUUGAUAGGAGAUCUGUAGAUACUGAUGGAUCACACAAGAGCAUUGAUGACAAGGGGUCUUCCAGUCGGGCAAGCACUUUGUCCAGGCAUGAGGAAGAAGAAAUCCAGAAGCACUUCGCCUUCCUAGACCGUCCAGAAUCCACAGAUUCUGGAUUAUCUAUCUAUUCCAUACCCAGCGACGACCCGAAGAAUCGCACCCUUGCCGGUAAAAACCCAUACCAAUUUGAACGUGCAAUAGGCAGAUCGGAAAGCAUUCUGAGCAGUAGAGAACUUUUAGCUGAAUUGAAGGUUAAACAGCACCGAUUGAGGAGAACGCACCUUUAGUGGAACCACCGCAGCAUUAAGACAAUCAUUCUUUGGAACAGUUAUAGACUGACAACAAUGCAAAACGCAAUACCAUGUAAACUAAUAGUGCUGUACUAGGGUCGUCUGAAAAGUUUCCGACCUAACAAAAAUAUAAGAUAUAGUACAAGACAUUUUUUUCUGUGUGUUUUUAUUUUUCAACAUAGUCUCCUUGUAACUUUCCUUUAUGAAGGUAAUCGAUUAAAAUAACUUCAAGACUAUCCCAGCAGUUUUUGCUGUUUUUGGAACCCCUCCCCCUAUGCUGUUUGGACUGUAUUUUUGUUUUGGG
Acanthoscelides obtectus is the source of this 1736-nucleotide messenger RNA. The record is from the annotation of a GenBank genome assembly. NCBI's taxonomy places the organism in Eukaryota, Metazoa, Arthropoda, Insecta, Coleoptera, Chrysomelidae.